CUAACUAGCUACGUAAUUUAAUACACCUGUUCUGCUUGGUAGAUGUUCUCAUAGCACGCUUCCUAAAUUUACAUGUUACACAGUCACUUUCAAUGAACCUUGCUCCACUGUCGCUUCCAACGCUAUCUAACUACGUUAGGUGCAUCUCUGUCUCUUCUAUAAUAUUAGAAAUACAUACGCACCACAAAUAUGUAUGUAUGUGUGACAGUCUGUGUGAGUCUGUAAUUAUAAUUUCAAUUACGCUGAUGCCGCAGUAAAUUAAUUACAUGUAAUCAUCACGUAUGGAAGGCGCAUAGUACGAGAGCAUGUGUAUGCUCGAUGUUGUUGAGAGCGCGUUACGUGCUUUACGCUGGUAUGUAGAGUGUCUCGAGCUUGUGUGUGACGCACAAACACCAUCAUAUGUUUAAAUGCAUGCUUGCCCUGACUGUUUAUGUCAGGAUGAAUGAAUUUGCUGGCAUUUCGGUAAUUUGGCAUUUUGCGGAUGCGUUGAAGCAGCGCACUAGCAGUGAGUCGCCAGCUAUGCGGUCCUUCCGCGCAGCGCUCGUGCAUAGCCAGCCAACCGCAUUUAAUUUCUGUUCCCUGUCGGCAUAGACAGCGCAAACCAAGCAUUUAAUCGUUGGUCUAGGCAAAAUGUUCGAACGCCAAGCUGUUGCCUAUUUCCCGAACUAAUCAGCAUAAAAAGUGAUUUACGAGUAAUAUUGGAAGCGGCAGCAAAACUAGAAGCGGAUGCGAAGCAUCCUACUCAACGUCGUUGGAGUAGCAUAUGUUGUAGAUGAGGAGUGGGGACAAUAUUAAAUCAAAUAAGUGAACAGAAAAAAUGAAAUAAAAAAGAAAAAACGAAAUAAAAAGAAAAAACGAAAUAAAAAGAAAAAAUUAGCAGCAGCAAUAGCAUAUGUAUCUACAUCACUGCCGCCAGCCGAAAAAUGCUGUUGAACGCUCCCGAAUGAUGUGCAACAGUGCCAUUGCCACUGCCACUUCCACUGCGCUACUCGUUGCUACUGUUGCUGCCGUUGCGCCGCUUGCUGCUACUGUCACUGCCACUGCCAACAACACCCAAACCCAAGCGUGUAUGCGUGAGUGAGAUAAGUGGGCAGACGUACGGCGUGUGGCGCGAAUGCGCUUGUUUGUGCGGUUUUCGAGCAACUCCCACGAUAACAAUAAAAAAGAAGAGUGGUCGCAAAGCAGCUCCUGCAUAGCAAUCCCUGCCGUAUACACAGUUAUUAUUUUUGUAUUUGUUGCUAUUGCUGUGUUGUGGUGGAUUUCUUUGUUGUGCGUACGCUUGUUGCUGUUUGUGUGCUGUUAGAGCGCCGCGUGUAAAAUGAAAAUCAACUGUUCAUGUGAUUGCAAUUGCAGCGACCGCGCCUCGUGCAGCACCAACAUCACCGACCGCCGUCCGAGCGAUAUCAUGGCCAAUGGCGAUUGCUAUCGCCGAUUGUCGAAUUCAUCGUCCGCAGUUUACGGUAGUUGUCCACAGUUAACACAGUAUUUAGAUUCAUCGCAACAACAACAACAACAUUGCCCACACUUGAACCAAACCGAACAAGAGGCGCAACAAGCGCAACAUCAUUACCAGUCAAUACAUCAGCAGCCACGUCAAUACUCGAGUUUAGUGCGUCCACGCCAGUCGCGUAGCCCAGUGCUUUGUCAGCGUUGUGCCGUGUGACGAAGGAAUAAUCAAGCCUGCACACAUCCCGAUAGAUCGACAGUGACUUGCGCGCUUACAUUCACAGCCGCGAGAACUGCCAAGGGCAAAGCCGCAAAGGAAGCAAAGGUAGCAACAGCGACAGCAGUUGUAAAACCGGCACCCGCGCCCACAUCCUCUUCUCUAGCGUUUGUAUCCUUCAAACCGGCAGUUGCGUCGAAAACCUACAGAGCUCAGCAGUUGCAACAGGAAUUGCCAUCGUCUGUGGCUACGCCGGCUGUAACCGCAUCGCGCUACUUGUGUCGUCGCUGUAGAUUCAAUAAUCAACCCGUCACUUGGUGGGUUUCUUGUCCGCGUCUCUCCAAUUUAGGCUCUAGUGUCAGUUUGCAACCAAGCGCUACCGCAACAGAAUCCCAAACUCAAGCCAAGCAGUCAACACAACUUCAGCCACAAAGCAAGCCCGCGCCACAACUAUUACGCGAAGCAGCCAGCAGCUACGAAUACCAACAGCAACAGCAACGCCCUUUGCCACUGCCACCACUGAGCGCCGCUCAAAGCCAGGACUCGCCAACGCCCAGUGGUAACAGCAGCAACAUGGCCUCCGCCGCAGCUGCCAUCACAAAGAAAACAGUCACGCGCCAGCAACUUUAUGGUUCAAAUCGUUGCCUACGGCAAUCAAGUGUCCAUUAUCCACUCGAUCAUGGCACGCUGCAGACGGCACAUGCCGGCGGUGUUGGUAAUACACUAAAGCGCCAAACAUGCGCGCUCUCGCACUCGCGUUCCAUCACGGCCCUACAAAAUAUGGAUCUCUAUGGCAGCUAUGCCACACUGCCCUCGACGGCAGGCGGUGCUGCUGCCCCGCUCGAUACACCGCAGCGCUCGUAUUGUGCACGCCAUUUGCCGAGUGGUGUGAGCGCAGCUGCUGCAGUCGGGGCGGGUGGUGGUGGUGUUGGUUUGGGUGUGGGUGUCAGUGACAGCCACACUUGGCAUUCCAAUCAGUAUGCGGCAGCUACGCCUUGCUGUCACCUCUACAAUGCCAAUCAGGCAGCUGCAGCAGCGGCACCCACAUGCAUGUAUGGUGGCGUUGGUGCUGGCCACACUUGCCAACAGCAACAGCCUCAAUCGCACCAACAGCAGCAGCAGUAUCCGCGUGCCACUCUGUUGCAUGACAGUCAUAAGCCUUUGGUGCCCAAUGGCUGUUAUUUUGGCUAUGAGCAUGGCACACAUUUAACGGACGAGGAGGACUCAGCGUUUCCAGGCUUCCAUGACCGUGAGUUUCACAUGCUGCAUCGGAAUAUACCGGCGUUGCGGCGCACUGGCGUUGAUACGGCGGGGAUUAGACAGUAUUUUUAUCCGGAUGGUGGUUGGGGUUGGAUCAUUUGUGGUAUAGCCUUUUUGGUUCAUAUAUUAACGACAGGUUUGCAAUUGUCAAGCGGCCUGCUACUCUUCUAUGCCAUUGAACAUCUGCGAGAUUCGAAUGGCAUUGAAUGGGUUGGUGCUCUGAACUGGUCAAUUUCUAUGUUACUAUCACCAUUUGUGAUCACAUUUUGUCGAAAGAAAUCGACGCGACUGAUGGCAGUGGUAGGCGGUCUAGUGUUACCUCUAGGCGUACUAUUUACCUCCUUCGCUACGGAGUUGGGACAAAUAUUUUUUAGUUAUGGUAUUGUUUUUGGUGUUGCUGUGGCAAUGGUUCGUGAAUCGUCCACAAUAAUGUUAGGAAAUUAUUUUAAGCGCCGAAGACAAUUUGUCGAAAUGAUCGCCAUGUCGGGUGAGGGAGUGGGCAUAUCGAUUUUCUCUGUGAUACUGCGGGAGGGUGUUGGAAACGCUGGCUGGCGUGUUGGUCUCCAAAUCGUUGCUGGUCUGGUAGCGGUUAGUUUCUUUAUGGGUUUAUUAUAUAGGCCCGCAUCACUAUAUCAUCCACAACGGCGGGCCAUUCAACACUUGAAAAAUCAGCGGAAGAAGAUGCGUGAAAAUAAAUCGAAAUCUGUGGUAACGACAGAACAGAGAAGUGUCCGUUAUUUGUUUCUCGACAUAUCACCCUUCAAGUCAACCAAUGUGAAAAUUCUACUCGUAUCAGCUGCUGUAGCGGCAUUGGGUAUUUACACACCAAUGAUCUCAAUGACUUUGACCGUCGCCAAGGAGGGUCCGGAUAUAGAAGACUUGGUUUUGCUGCAAACGUUUUUGGGUGUCUCCACCACAAUGGGCGUUUUUAUUGCCGGUACAAUAUUGCGCAAAACUUUUAGAAUAGGUAGCUUUUUGAUAACCUCACAAAUUGUGUCUCAGGUAUUUAUUGCACUAAUAGCAAUUGCUAUAUUGAGUCUCUCGUUCGUCGUAAGUUUCCGCUGGUUCUGCAUACUCGGUUGGUUGUAUGGCAUCGGUUUCGGUGGAUUUCGUUAUGCCUUCAAGGUGCUAGCACUGGAUCGAAUUAAGGUGAAGCAGUUCUCAAAGUCAUGGGGCCUUAUCAAAGGCGUCGAAUCCAUACCGGUGCUCAUUAGUAUUCCACUAACCAGCUUCCUCAACGAUUACUCACUGCAUUAUGGACGUGCCGGUUAUUUCAUCUGCUCUGCAGCUGCUGCUAUUGGCGGCAUUAUUAUAUUCUUCAUGACCUACUCAACGGUAGAGCAGAGUUCCAGUAGCCACCAAGUAAAUAGCAAGAAGCAUGGUAAUGGUGCCAUACCCACACUGCGUCCCUUCCCCCAAUAUUGCAAGCUACAUGGCUUUCAUGAACCUGUGGUGGACUUUAAUGUUUACAAUGGCUGUGAUUACCCAGCGCCCGAUUUGCUCAUGAGCCGCAGCUGUGUCAGCUUGAAUCAAGUGGAUUUUGAGAACCUAUGUCGCAACAAUGCGUACUGUGAUCGGUGGCAUAUGCCAAGCUUGCAUAAAUUGCAACACUGUAUGGUGCAUGGUGGGGCGUCGGCGCGCGGGCGAGGUGGUCAUAUGGGCGAGAUAAGUCGGCCGCAUAGUCCACAUUAUGAUAUGGAGCAUCGCUAUGCCAGUAUGGGGCGUGGUAUGGGCAAGCGGUUGCAGAAAAGUUUGUCGUUCAUACAGAAUCCGUAUUGUUGCAAUGGGCAAUGGUAUUGCAAUUGUCAUGACAGCUAUCAGUGGGCACAAACGUCGCCGAGAUCCCAAAUGCAUCAACCUUUGCUGUGCACCUGCAAUCAAGGCUCCACCAACUAUUUGCAAAACUCACGCAGUCGCAGCGUUCCUGAAGGUCUCUCCACAAUCGGCAAUCAGCUGUGCAGGUGUAAGACAACAACAGCGGGAGCGGCAUCGGGGGUGGGCUCUUCCACCGCUCUAUCGCGUGAAGUUAUCUAUUUACCGCGCCAUGACCUCGACUAUGACUUCGCGUGUCGGCAUCAUCAAAGAGGUGUAGGCGCUGCAGCAACCACAGCAGCAGCAGCGGCAGCCGCCGCCAUACAACAUGGUGCCGCUACAACACCGCGUUACCGGCACCGCCGCUCACAAUCACUAUCCAAGCCACUGCAAUAUGUCGAACAGAUAACGACAUCGGUGUAGAUGGGCUACUAAUAACAAUUAGACAAAAAAAGUAGUACAUAAACUCAUGUUGAGAAUAGCAAGGCUACUGCGUUGGGUACAGUGGUUAAAAAUAGUGUACAUUUGUGAAUGUUAAUUUAUUGAUAGUCCCAUUUUAUGUUGACGUAUUCGAAAACUCGGUCUCGCAGAACUUAGUUUAUGCAAAAUUGGCUUUACUAAUUGAAAAUAUUUUCAUUUAAAACUAAACUAUUUUCCGAUAUUCUAUACAUAACAACUUAAAUUUGUUCUAAAUUAAUUUAAGAAAUAAUCGGUGGAAAUGAAAAUUUUCCGCGCUUUGUUCAAAGUGGCGCAAAAUUAAUCACCCUAUCAUAUUUUACACUUGUGAACAUCACUCAAAAUCAUUUUUUUUUUAUUUAGUAAAAAAGUUAUUCAAAAACAUGGCGUGGCCAUUUCAAAUAUAUAAAAUUUAAGUCAUUUAAGAAAAUUAUGCGAAUUUCGCUCUUUAAGGUUAAGUUUUAGAAGGCUUUUUUGUACUCAAUAUACUCAUUUUUCCAUAUUUUUUUCUUCUGGGCGGAAACUAGGACUCCUUGCAAACUAUAUGGAUUGUAAUGCAUCUACAGCGAGGGCCCUAAAAUUGUCGCACUUAAUUAUUCAAAAUGAUGAAAAACUACAAAUAAAUUCAGAUUGAUAAUUUAUUUUUUUUACUGUUUAAAAUAUUCCCUAAAAUUUUUAAUAUUUUAAAAAUAGUAAGGGUGAGAGAUUUGAACUCAAUGAUAAAAU
Messenger RNA from Anastrepha ludens (Mexican fruit fly), 5917 nucleotides. RefSeq lists its product as uncharacterized. Gene Ontology annotation, biological process: transmembrane transport. Gene Ontology annotation, molecular function: monocarboxylic acid transmembrane transporter activity. The transcript has 12 exons. The coding region runs from base 2237 to 5158 and encodes 973 amino acids. The record is from RefSeq and is a predicted model, not a curated record. NCBI's taxonomy places the organism in Eukaryota, Metazoa, Arthropoda, Insecta, Diptera, Tephritidae.